Messenger RNA from Penicillium cinerascens, 2919 nucleotides. RefSeq lists its product as uncharacterized. The record is from RefSeq and is a predicted model, not a curated record. Lineage: Eukaryota; Fungi; Ascomycota; Eurotiomycetes; Eurotiales; Aspergillaceae. The transcript is spliced from 4 exons. Gene Ontology annotation, cellular component: cytoplasm. Bases 1 to 2919 code for a protein of 972 amino acids. Gene Ontology annotation, biological process: positive regulation of TORC1 signaling. Gene Ontology annotation, molecular function: protein binding.
AUGGAAUCCGCCAUUCGCUGGUCGCCGAGCUCGACAGCCGCCGAACAGCGCUUCCUCUCAGUCGACGUCACCGGCAAGUCGUUUCGUCUAUGCAAGGUCACUGGAUUUGAUGGUCAAAAUCUCCGGCACGAAGUGCUCUCCACCCUGACGGACGUUCCUCUCUUUCGCGCAUUCGACUGGUCUACCUCCAACGAGAACCUGAUCGCCGUAGGCCAAUCGUCCGGCGAGGCCACCAUUCUACGAUUAGACGCCGACGCGAAGGGGUCCCUCUCGUUCCCGGUCCGCAACCAGCGAUACUGUAACGCUGUUGCGUUUAGCACACAUGGACUGGUGGCGUCAGGUCUUGAUCGUGUGCGCAAUGACUUUUGCCUCAACAUCUGGGAUGUGAACCAGCGGCUUGGUCCUGCCGGGGGUAGCAAAGGCUUUCCAGAACCUUUGAGAAAGUUGGCCAGCUCUGAGCCUAUCACGAGUAUCAAGUUCUUCCGAGACCAACCAGAUACGUUGGUCACGGGAGUCAAGGGCCAAUUUGUCAGGAUUUAUGAUCUCAGAGAGGGCCCUGGCAAUCCAUCUCUACAAUUCCCAACCCGUUGUGUUCACAAUUUAGCGAUCGACUGGCUCGAUGAGAACUAUAUCGCCUCUGGUGCAACAUCCAAUGAAAGCACCAUCUGCGUCUGGGAUCGACGUGUAGGAUCCAGUUUGACAUCGCCAUCGGUUGGAUCAUCCGUCAGCAAUCCAGAGUCCAACCAAGCCGCAGCCGCCCUGCAGUUCAAGAACGUGUUCAGCCCUAAAACGUCGAUCUGCAGCUUGCGAUUCUCCAAAACCAACCGCGGCUACUUGGGUGCACUCGCUAAAACGGGCCACUUCAAAACCUUUGACAUUGCCAAGGAUCAUCUGUCAGAAGAAUAUCGUGCUUCUAUCGACGACACCCUCGGCCCAGGCUCGUUCAGAAACUACGCGGAGCCCGUGUACACGAAGUAUGUGCGGGAUGUACGUGCUCCAUUCGACCAUCCAACGCGCGGGUGUGGCGAGCGUGAAAGGAUUGUGGCGUUUGAUUUCUUGAACCUCAAUAUUUCUGCUCAACCCAGUGCCGUUGCCCUGGACGGGAAUGGGCAACCGCAGAUAGUCACUGUGCGACCACCGUGCGCUCCUGUUGACGUCUCUUCCCAAGGUGUCUUGGCUUGUGGCGUUGCAUUAAGGGAUUCGGAUGUCAGGACCAUUCAUCCUCUGUCCGAGCAUAUAUCGCCGGUGUCUGAGCUCAUUGGGAACAUUAGAACGCGCAUUCUAUCAAGCUCGAAAGACCCCAGUGCGAAGUCAGACAGACAGUCAUCCGAAUCCAGGCUACUUACUUCUGACCCCGUUCCGAGUCGAGAAGGUCGAGAGCGCGCACUCUCCCUUGGAACACUUGGGGCUCUGUUAAGUGCGAAGGAAGCCUUGACAUUGUCCACAAUUGGCCAAUUUCGAUGCAAGGAGGGUUAUCUAUUCGACGAGGCUCGGAACAGAAAAAUUGUGUCGGAUGAUGCUGCCCUUCAGGAUUUCUGGGGCUGGGUUGAACGUGCUAGGGCCGAUUCUUCAGGGAUGACCAUGGUGGUUGACGGGCUAGAUAUGAACUAUAUGGGUGUGAGCAGCGUGUGGAACAACGAUUUGGGCCACGGCGCCGAGAAACGACGCAUCAGCACAAAGGCGGAUAGCCCAAAGAGUGCAGCCGAAGCCAUUGGCCAUCUUGCCGAACAUUUGAAUCUACCGGGGUGGAAGGGCUGUGAGACUGCAUACCCCGAGCAUCGCCGAUUCUGUCUCCGUCUCUGCGGUGCGGCACAAUCACACCGGGAAUUGGAGGAGCUGGUUAAAAAUCUCUCCGGUGAAAACCAGCACACCAAAGCCGCUGCAUUGGCUGUCUUCCAGGAUGAACCCAAGCUGGCUUAUCUCGGUCUUCGGAGCAACAAGCCCACACAAGCCCACAAGCUCUUGGCUAUGGCCAUUGCCGGUGCUGCAAAGGGUGAUAACAGUUCUGACUGGGAAGAGACCUGCGCGGAGAUUUCCAAAGAACUCACAGACCCGUACUCGCGGGCGAUCCUCGCCCUCGUGAGCAAGGGUGACUGGAACUCAGUAAUUAGGGAGACCACGCUACCCUUGAAGUACCGGGUUGAGGUUGCACUGCGCUGGUUUCCGGACAAAGAGCUAACCGAGUACCUCAAAAAUGCCACGUCGGAGGCUAUACGCCAAGGCGAUAUCGAAGGAGUAGUACUCACAGGUCUGGGUCAUUUGGCCAUGGGCCUAUUCCAGUCAUACAUCGACAAAUUCAAUGACGUACAGACACCGGUGCUAGCCAUGAGCUACACCGUCCCCCGAAUCGUCAGCAGUUUAACAUCCAUCGCCCAAUUUGAAGCUUGGCGCGAGACCUACCGCCGACAGAUGAACUCAUGGAAGCUUCAACUUGAAAGAGCCCGUUUCGACGUCGGCUCCCGCCGCUUCGCAGUGACCGUGGACGGGCGCAAACUCAUCCCUGCACCACCACAGCAGGUCAGUCUGACCUGCAACUACUGCACACGUCCACUCACCCAGCACGACGCCUCAUCCGAAGUCUCUCCCUUGGCCUCUUCCGAAGUCGUCCAUCCGACCAUGGGCAACCCACUGGGAUCCUCGAUCAUGUCCGGCACUGUCUGCCCUCGCUGCGGUCGCCACAUGCCUCGGUGCGGCGUCUGCACAAUGUGGCUGGGUACGCCAGACCCGAUGUCGCGCUCUGGUAUCGCAGCUGACGCGGAGCCUAACCCUCGCACGGUAACUGAAGCUGAAGUGAUGCGACGAUUCGUGGUCUUUUGUAUCCAUUGCAACCACGGCUUCCACGCACACCACGCGCGGGACUGGUUCACGCGACACAAAGUGUGUCCAGUUGCAGAGUGCAGCUGUAUCUGCGAUCGGUGA